AGGGAAACGAUCCACAGCUGCUAUGCAAGAUGUGAAAAUUCAGAUUCUUCGUCUGACCUCUAUAGAGCCGAGAGCCUCGGAAAUUCAGCAGCGUGCUAUUCACUGGACCGCUGUGCACGGAGGCUCCAGCACUCAUUGACUUGCUAGCAGCACACUGGAGCUUUCCUCUAUCCCCCUGUGAGGACCUCUCUCGAUUCUACCCUUUUUCUUCCUCUUCCUCUUCCUUUUUCUUCUCUCCUCUCUCCUUUUUAUUUCACCACUCUUCAACCAUAUUCACCUCUCUAUCAGCAUUAGAUAGAGGCUCUGCACUUUUAUCUCUACAUCAUCUGGAACCAUCUCAACUGUCAUCAAGUUUAUCAUCAUCAACGACCACACGAAGCCAUUCUUUCCUUGUGUCAGACUUCAAGAUGUGCAAGGAAUACACCACCAUCGCCAUUUGUGCACCCCAAAAGGCACCUUCUAUGUCUUUCACUUGCGGACAGCUCCACCAGGUAGUUGAUCGUCGUCAAGUCUGUGACAAGGCCACCGGUUCCUGUAUCUGCUUUGUGGGAACUUGUGGUACUCUUGAGACUGUCCCAUCCACCCUGAGCAUCCCGAUUGCAUCCCUGAAAUCAAUCCGAUGUGUGGCCUGCACUGCCCGUGAGGAAGAAAUUGGAGACCGACGAUCCAAUGAGGAACUCAUUGACUCGCCCCUCCUCACCAGAGCUGCUGUCAAGUCUCCAGAAGAUAUGCAACACUUCAAAGAGAUUAUCAAGAGUCUGUGGAAUGGGGAAGAGGAGUGUCCCUAUCAUACUAUGAUGGCGACUCGAGAGAAGACCAGCGACACCCCCAUCAUCACCAAACACGCGUCGGAUGUCGACAUCGGCAAAGACGCGGAUAUCGAUAUCUCCAUCGAGGUUCACACUGCCGGUCUUCAAGAAGACAUUGACGAUGGCAACAUUUCCGAGGCUUCGAGCAAUGCCACUCAUGGCAGUAACGGUAGCUUGACUAGUAACUUGUCUCAACAGAGCAACAAGAAGAAGGAUAACAGUGGCCUCGGUCGAAAGGUUGGCCUCCAGGCCAGCAUCUGGGCCAACGCCCCGGCCAAGACUCCCGAGCGUAAGAAGCACAUUGGCUCUCCUAAGUCCCGAAGUCCUGUCAAACGACAGAAGCCAGUGGCCCCUCAGGGACAGAAGCCAGUGGCCCCUCAGGGACAAAAGCCAGUGGUCCCCCAGGAACAGAAACCAGCUGUCGCCCAGGCAAAGAAGACGAAGAUGAACCUGCCCCAGAUUGCCGCGGCAAAAAGCUUUCUCAAGGCCGCCAUCGUUCAAAACUGAGCGGAAAUGUUUCUAGUUGGAGGAUGGCAAGUGUGGCUUUGGAAGGUUAAUGGACAGUGAUUCAGGGGUACUGUGUUUUACAGAGUUGGAUGGAUAGACACUUGAGAAGAGGGCUUAAUUUUGCCAUAGAAAGCCUAAUCUAUGCAUUCACUGAAUUGUAAUAACUGAG
Molecule: messenger RNA, 1485 nt
Organism: Trichoderma harzianum CBS 226.95
Lineage: Eukaryota; Fungi; Ascomycota; Sordariomycetes; Hypocreales; Hypocreaceae
Exons: 1
Coding region: 408-1316 (302 amino acids)
Source: RefSeq, a predicted model, not a curated record